AUGGCGGAGWGCAAAACGAAGCAUGGCGGCCUUUAUUGCGUAGCUGGCGGAUCAAAUAAAAUAAGCUGCAAAAAUACGAGCUACACAAAGGGAAUUUCUAUGCAUGUUUUCCCAAAAGACCCUAAACGUAGAAAACAGUGGACGUCAUUCGUGAGAAUCCACAGACCAGAGUUUAACCCAACGAAAUAUUSGGCACUUUGUUCAACCCACUUCGAACCAUCUUGCUUCAACCAAAGGUUUACCUUWCAAGAGCUUGGGGAGGAGGUAUCAGGAAACUCAAAGAACAUCAAAAGAACUCUUUCUAGAGAGGCAGUACCUACUCUUCAAUUGCAAAACGAAGAACAGAAAACGAAAAAGGAAUACACUUCCACGCCUCGCGAAAAACGAUACAUCUUACGUGAAGCUGUCGGUAGUCUUACUCUGAACUCGCAAAUCGAAAACCUGCAUGCAUCUGAAGGAGAAAUUGAGGACGUGCAUGAAAAAGACUAUGAAUUACAAGAGAACAAGCUUGGGAACUCCUACUCUACGCCAUCUGCUGUUCCUCGUAACCARGAGCCAGUUUGUUUUAAUUGUGAAAAACUUAAAAAGAAGAUCGCCAAUUGCCAAAAGCGAUGCAGCAAACUUCGAAAAGAAGUUAUAUCUUUGAGAGAACUGGACAAUGGAGAUAGCUCUAGCUCCCAUUCUAGCUCAGAAUGUCUGUCUUCACCUGAUGAUGAUGAUGAUGAUUGUCAAGAUAAUAAAAGUAUGAAAACCUCAAGUAAUGAUUCCAGCAUUAGUUCUACAGAGGAUGGCAGUGACUUCUCUCUCAGCGAAAAUUACAGUGACAGUUUGCAAUCAGGCGAGGAGACUGAUUACAAAGAAGAUCCCGAAUUUGAUGAUGACAUUGGAUCAAAAAAUGAAGUUAGAUUUAAUCCUGAAGAGCCAUUAUCAAGAGAGCCCAAAUUUAUUGUCUUUUAUUCUCAGCUGCUGAUACUAUUUUCUUUGGUUUGCUUUAACUGCAAGUCUGAAAACCCUCAGGUAUGAUGAUAUCUAAC
This is a messenger RNA of Exaiptasia diaphana, 1034 nucleotides long. RefSeq names its product THAP domain-containing protein 1-like. The transcript is spliced from 4 exons. The record is from RefSeq and is a predicted model, not a curated record. Gene Ontology annotation, molecular function: sequence-specific DNA binding. The coding region runs from base 1 to 1023 and encodes 340 amino acids. Lineage: Eukaryota; Metazoa; Cnidaria; Anthozoa; Actiniaria; Aiptasiidae.